GCGUCGUUUUUCGACGAAGUAACAUCUGAUAUUCUAAAGCGUCGGUCCGAAGCUAUAAAAUACUUCAUAUGGUAUUUAACUGGGCCGACUGAAAGUGAUCACAGAAUUUGUAGAAUGCGAGUUUUCCUUGAUGUAUUCUUCGGUAUUCCUGUGCGACCACAAGGUCAGGAAUUCAAUUUCAACAGUCUACUUUUCAAGGCAAUGGUAAAAAAACUUGGAUACUAUUUGGUUGAUCAUGAGGAUAAGGAUUUCAAGAAUUUUGAAGAAAUUUUUCGAAUAGGUAUUAACACCUUCGGGAAGAUAGGAGCUCAAGUUAUUCCGAUAUUAGUUCGAUGUUCUCCACCAAAUCGAGAUGUAGAGUUGAAUGUUCGGCCGUUUAUGACAAUUCAAUACUUGCUGCAUUUCAUGUUUUCGAAUUCAUAUCUGUAUUCUUACAAUGGAUGGUGUCAUCAUCCCAAUAAAAGGUUUGCUACCAAAUCUGUACUUUCAUUCAAUGGCAUCGUACUUUCUCCCCAGAUGACAAUUUAUGAGGUAAUCAGGAAAUAUGCCAUUAUUGGUAACGUUUUGGGUGCUUCCAAUCAAAAAUAUGUAUUCCUUUAUCGACAAUAUGAAGCGCCUCUCCCGUCGAAUGAAGAAAAUAAUCUAGACCUCAUUGAAGAGUUUAUGAAACCAACAUAUGUGUUGGAAAAUUAUCUGCAACCUAGAUCAUCAGAAUGCGAAGAAUUGAGGGAAGAGGUUAAAAAUGCUCUGCACCUCUCCAAUAUACUAUAUGGCAUCAACAAACAUUGGACCUCAGCUUACCAACAUAUUCAACAUCAGAAUGUCUUGAUUGAUCCUGAAUAUUUCACGAAUGAGCAUUUGACAAAUAGUGUGUUCAACCGUUUGUUAGAUCCCUUUGCAGCCUUAAUUGGCAAAUAUCCUCCUUGGAUCAAAUACAUAGUCGACAAUUGCCCAUUCGUUUUCCCCCUGAGAAUGAGAACAUUUGUGUUCAAAGUUCUGAGCUUGGACAGAAUCAGAGCGUUGGUCAAUAUUAUAGGGAAAUACAGUAAAUAUCGUUCAGCGGUUUAUAUCUACGAACGACAUACUUGGCCAUUGAUGGUUGAUAGAAAUAAUUUGGUGAACGAUGUGAAAGAGUAUAUGCUGCAUACGAGCCCCUCUAGUUUUUGGAAUGUAACCUUCAAAAAUGAAAUAGGUGCAGGUAAAGGUUUAAAAAAAGAACUCUUCAAUUCGAUCGGUAAGGAACUGCAAAAAGACAAAUAUAACAUUUGGACUUCCACCGAAGAAACCCUAAAUGGAUUCGUUCAGUUCAACGAAGGGUUAUAUCCUAAACUGGACUUCUGCUCCCAUCUUGACUUCUACGACGAGAGCUCUUCUAAUGGGGCUGAUUUAUUUAUCACCAUUGGUGCACUUUUGGCGAAGGCUUUAAUGGAAUGGAAUUUAUUAGAAUUGCCAUUAGCAACCCCAAUAUUUAAAUACUUGCUGAAUAAACAAUGUCUAAAUUUCGAUGAUCUGAAAUAUGUGCAUCCUGCAGUCCACAAGGUAUUGGGAUAUAUAAGACAAUUGAUUACAGAACGUGAGAAAAUUUUAGACGACAACGAACUGACAGAUUCCGAAAAGUCAUCUUUAAUAAAGGAUCUGACUAUAAAUGGAGAUAGCCUUGAAUCUUAUAACCUGAACUUCGUUUUGCCGGGUCAUGAAGGAAUUGAAUUGAUCCCUGAUGGAGCGAAUACAUCAGUUGACAUCAUGAAUGCUCAUGUCUAUGUAGAUGCUAUCAUGAAGAAAUUGUUCGUUGGCGUACAGAAACAGAUGAGCGCCUUGAAGUGGGGGUUUGAUCACGUAAUAAAAUUAAGUAAACUCAACAUGUUCGAGCCAGAAGAAUUACAACACAUCAUUUUUGGAGAGGAAGAUGACUCUUCGUAUUGGUCUUACGAAAAUUUGAUAAAAUACGUGCAAUUAGAAGAUUGCACCGUAGAUGAUAUUGAAAUACAAGACCUUUUCGGUAUAUUAUCAUCUGCCAAGAAAGAAACGAGAAGAAACUUCUUGGAAUUCGUGAGUGGCUGUUCGCGUUUGCCAAUGGGUGGUUUUGCAGUAUUAAGUCCACCAUUGACGAUUUACAUUUAUGAAGGUUAUCCUGCGGCGCACACUUGUUCGCGCCGGUUUAAUUUGAAACGAGGUAUGGUCCAUUGUGAAUUGAAGAAAUUCAUCGAGGACAUAAUUCCUGAAUCGCUUAACUACUUUGGCUUGGUCUAAUGUUGAUAGCGCUAACAUGGAAGAAGUACGCAUAUAUAUGACUUCAACCCUUGUGGUCAGAGAAAAUAUAUUAACCAAACAAGGAAUACUUUUUAAGGAAAUAUUGUUGCGAAAAGUAUUUUAAAAUCCAUUUGUCGGCAGUGUGAUUAUGCCCAAAUUUAUUUAUUUUAUUAUAUUUUACUAUGUAUGGUUAUUUUAUUAACUAUUUAACAAUAGUUUUUCGAUAUUUAUGUUAUAAAGGGUGUUUUUUUUUAGAGCUAUAGAACUUUGAAUUGCAAUGAACCAACGAUGGAUUAUUCGAUUGACAUGAAUUUUAUUUAUCGCAAGAUAAUCUUGUGGCAUUAUAUUU
Harmonia axyridis is the source of this 2599-nucleotide messenger RNA. RefSeq names its product E3 ubiquitin-protein ligase TRIP12-like. The transcript has 7 exons. Gene Ontology annotation, biological process: protein polyubiquitination; proteasome-mediated ubiquitin-dependent protein catabolic process. Gene Ontology annotation, molecular function: ubiquitin protein ligase activity. Bases 115 to 2250 code for a protein of 711 amino acids. The record is from RefSeq and is a predicted model, not a curated record. Lineage: Eukaryota; Metazoa; Arthropoda; Insecta; Coleoptera; Coccinellidae.